Aspergillus calidoustus is the source of this 1257-nucleotide messenger RNA. Lineage: Eukaryota; Fungi; Ascomycota; Eurotiomycetes; Eurotiales; Aspergillaceae. The record is from the annotation of a GenBank genome assembly.
AUGCACGCCCAUCCCACCUCCACCAACCCAACCUCUCAGCUCAAUCCCACCAAUCCCCGGUCUCCAUCUCCACCCCGCAUGCUUUGCGGCCUCCUGCACCGAAACAUGGAGAAGGAGAUCAUAAACCACCUCGGCAGCCCAUCGAGAAUCCGCAGACUGCUCCCGCGGAUUCUGGCAUCCAAUAACACUGUGCGACUGCUGGGGCUUAUACUGGAGGAUUGUGCGCUGGUAGGGCAUCUGGAGACAUACCGCGUUGUGGCACAUGUCGUCUUUGAGAGGGCGGCGGAGGAUGGGUAUAAAAAUCUGAUCACCGAGGCACUUUCGUUGUCCAUCUCCAAGACGUCCUCGUUCAUUGCUCAGGACCUUGUCCAGAGGAUCCUUGGGAUUCCAGAGGAGGGGGUGAGAUUGGAGCUCCUGGGGUGGGGACUUGUGUGUGCGGCCCAGGAGGGCAAUUUGGAUUUGGCGGAAAGCUUGCUCCGGGAGAAUAUUCGACAUAGAAACGUACAUGUUGCCCUGCAAUGUGCUGCCUCUAGGAACCAUGCGGAGGUAACUGGGCUUCUAAUCGACGACAUCAUAGACGAGGCAGUGGGCGAGAAGCGGGGUCUUGAGGGGUCACCUACACCAGACAGUAAGUUAGCCUCGCUACUAACAUACCAGUGCAGCGCUAUUACGGCGGCUAUCAUCAAGGCCAUCGACGGGGACUGUUUCCACGCAACCGCGGUCCUUCUCUCGCCUUUUAUCGAGUGUAUGGAAGGGCUGGAUGGGCCUUCGCAGAAGACGUUUAACAAGAACAGGAUACUGACAAGGAUUCCACUUGAGGCACUGGAGGCGAUUCCCCGGGAUGUGUGUUUCGAACUCCUGGACGGCAAGAUCCCCACGCAGCUAACGGCGACAAUACUCAAUCGGCUAAAGGGCAAUCCGAAAGAGCCUUACGAUAUAACGAUUCAGGCGGAUGGGAGAUCCGCCCGCGUGCAUCGGGAUACUCUCGUAUACUGGUCGCCGUAUAUACGGGAUAACAUUGAUGCUCUGAACUCGGCUAACAGCAUUAUAGAUCUGAGUGGGGAUAUCUCGCCAAGGGCAGUUGAUGCUAUCGUGGAGUUUUGCUAUAAUGGCGUUGAGCUGCCCAGACUUGUGCGUGUCUGUGUUGGUGAAGAUGGCUCUGGUGUCAGUAAGCGGAGGAAAGAGCUGCUCCAUGCCGCAAGAUUCCUGCGGAUCGGGGCGUUGGUGAGGAUACUGGAGGACUCGGAAUUGAGGUAG